This is a messenger RNA of Paramecium octaurelia, 2715 nucleotides long. NCBI's taxonomy places the organism in Eukaryota, Ciliophora, Oligohymenophorea, Peniculida, Parameciidae. The record is from the annotation of a GenBank genome assembly.
CAGAAACACUCUCUUGAAUGUUCAACACUUUAAACCUUAGUUAAUAUCUUCGCAGUCAAAUGAAUAGUAAGAAUAAUUAGAUAAUUAGAUUCUAUGAAUCCUCAACAUUUCACUUAACCUUUAACUUCUUCAUAACUACCAAGACAAGAUGCUCAAGAAAUGAUCCAAUCAGUUAUUAUGUAACAUGAAGAGGAGAUGAACAUUGAAAAACUUGUAAAUAUUAUUAUAAUUCCUAGGACCAAAAUAACAGCUCAAACCUGGAUGGAAUGGUAAAAAGGGAAAGCCAUGCAUGUAUCCCAACUUAGUAGAAUAUAAAUUAAGAGUUUAAAAGAGAAUCUCCACAUGUAAAGAUUAGUGUUUAUAAAUAACACCAACUGGCUAAUUAAAAAUAUUAUAUCCUCCAAGAUGACAAGUAAAUUCUCUCAUUUAUCACUAGGAUAAUCGGCGGAAAUUAAGCACAAAAAAAUGAAAUCUAAAUUAUAAGAAGAAAGAAAGCUGGAGAUAACAACUUGGAUUUCGGUAUAAAACAAUCCCUAUAUUUAAGGUCUUUCUGGUUAACAAUCUAAUGUUGAAUCAAUCCCCUGCAAAAUUUUAACUAAAUACGGAUUUCGCUAUUCGAGCAGGAUCACUUCUGAAAUACUUUUUCUUCUUUAACUGAAAUACUUACCCCAAGGAUAAAGUUUGCAUUCUAAAAUAGCUCAAUUACCCUCAAAUGUGUUCAAACUUAUUCACUAAUUUAUCAAGUAGUUUAUUAUUAUUAUAUUUUCAAGAGUAAAACCAAAAUUCUUUGUUUAAGAUUGUGGAACAUCUCUCAAGACAUUGGUUAGAAUACAAAAAGAUAAGCCAAAAACAAUGCAUUUGAAUAACAAAUACUUAAUUGGAUCUGAUUUAUACUUCAAUGUUGUUUAGUUAAUCUCAAUUCCAAAAUCUACUCAUAAACAAAACUUAGAAACAGACAACGAUUAUUUUUUCUAAACUCUUGUUAGAGAACACGAAAGGGAUAGAUCCAGAAUCCAUGGUUUAACCAAAGAGGAACAGGAAAUGUUUCAAUGUAUUCAUAUUUGACAUAACAUUUUAGAAUACCUAAAAAAUUAUUCUCAAUCAAAAAAAAAGGGAAGAAAACAAUAUAGUUUAUUGAAUUGCAAUCGCCCUUUUCUUAAAAUACAAUUUGAUACUCCCAUUGUCAAAUAAAUGGCUGUGUUUAUUGCAAAAGAGGGACAAUAACAAAUUUUUAAAAUUGGAAGGUCUCAGGAUUGCGACAUCAUAGUCAAUAUCAAUACAGUUUCCAGAAAACAAACCUAAAUCAAAUUCAACGGGAAUCAAUGGGAAAUAUGUGAUGGCGAGGGAGUAAAGCAAUCCGCCAACGGAACUUGGUUGUCCUUAUAAUAAUACGACAAUCCGUUAAAUUCAAAGUCAAAGUAGAGCAUACCAAUUCAAAUAGAAGAUAAAAUGGAACUCAAAAUAAGUGAAAAUAUUUUUAAAUUUGAAAUGGUAGGAUUUGGUAUCUCGAAAAAGUAAGAUAUUUGUAAUAUUUUAUUAGAAGGAAAUUAAAUAACUCAUUAUAUAAAGAGCUAACUAACAUUGAGUAAUUAUGAAUUCAUUAAUUAUUUUCACUUACAAUCUAAUUUAUUAUAUCUUUUUUGAGUAUCCAAUUAGGUAAUGACUCAUAAAUCUUUUUAGUUAUAUUUUCUUGCUUGUACUUCAAAUUGUAUCUAAAAGGUAAUAGAAUUACAUUAUUUUUAAUAUUAUGGGAAAAUUUCCAAGAACUAAAAAAUAGAAUUAAGGCCUUUAAGUUCACAUAGAAACUAAGUUGUAAUGUGGACUAAUAAAAGGGUAAAUAAAAAAACCUGAAAUUGGUAAGCCUCCUGGCUUGAAUAAGAUAACAAUGAAGUAACCCAAGAUCUGGAGUACCCAAUAACGAGAUAUCAAUUUUAUAGAAUUUCUUGUUAAUGAAGGUCGACACUUCCUACUUCAUUUUGCUGGAGCAAAGAAGAACUUGAAGAAUGAAUAAAAUUAAUAUAAAAGGAUACUCAAAUAGGAGAAAUAUAAUGAAUAAAAAUCUAAUUAACCUUUAUAUGAAUUCUUAGAAUCCUUUUCUGAAAAAUAUCUUGGAUAACCAUCUAGGAACAAGAAAAAAGAAAGGAUAGUUGUUUUCUUCUUUAGAAGCAAUUGCCUCCACGAUCUAAAAAAUAGAUACACUAAAUAGAUGACUCUAUAAAAUGAAAAUUGGAUUAAGAUUUUGAAGGAGAUUAAGUUCAUAUUAGAUGAAACCUUCUACAAGGAAUUACUUGAACUUUUAAAACUGUUAGAAGAUAAUUUUGAUAUUAAAUACAUUACUGAGGAGUUAAUACAUUAAUUUUGUGAGACUGAUAGUUUAAAGGAUAUUUAAGUUAUAUUUAAAAAUCUUUUGAUUCAAAUCUUUAAGGGACGUUAGGAUGAGCAUCUAUAUUGGGAUAAGGUAUAGAAUCUCCCAUCAGAUUAAAUAUUAAAGAUUUACAAGCAAAGAAUACCUCUCUAUCAAAACUAGAUUAUGAGGUUUGUGAAAAGUGUGAAGACUCUCUUUGAUGGAGAAUUCUCAGAUAAUAAUUACAACUUUUAAUAUUAGGAUAUCGAGAAUUAUCAAUAUGAUGAUUCCAAUUACGACUAACAAAUAUACUAAGAAAACUCCUCCUUUAUAAAGUUUCAUUCAGAAUAAUUCUGACAUUUUUAUUUAUA